AUGAAGGCGGCCGGCACGAGGAGCCGGGCGCGCCCGCCGUGGCCCCUGCUGCACCCCCUGCUCCUCCUGCGGCUGCUCCGCCGCGCCUGGUCGGCCCGAGGCGGGGAGCGCGCCCCGUCUGAGCAGCGGAGCGAGGCCACCGAGGAGCCCACGCCGGGGCCGCCGAGGACCUGCGUGGGCGGACGGGGAGCCGCCCCUGCCCGCGGGCUGCUUCCCCGCAGGUGCCGUGGGGCGGGGCCAUGGCCCAGGCGGGGGCCGAGGGGGGACGCCCACUUCCCCAGCGACUCGGACUCGGACCCGGACCCGGACCUCAGCUCUGGCGGCGCCGAGGCGGCCGCGCCGUGUGUAGACCUGAGCGCGGACUCCGAGGACUCCGAGCCCCCCUCGCCGCCCCGGCGCCCCCCGCCCCCUGCGGCCCAGCCGUUCUGCCUCCGGGGCACGAGCUCCGCCUUCUCCCGGCGCAGCCACAGCGUCUUUGACGGCCUGGAGGGGGCGGCCGGCGCCCCCAGGGGCCCGCGUGUCCCCGACUACGUGGCGCACCCGGAGCGCUGGACCAGGUACAGCCUCGAGGACGUGGCCGAGGCCAGCGAGCAGAGCAACCGGGCGGCGGCGCUGGCCUUCCUGGGCGCCUUCAACCAGGACCCCUCCAGCUGCGGGGAGGGCAGGGUGGUCUUCACCAGACCGGCCCGAGCCCGCGAGCCCAGGCCCGAGAGGAAGAGGGGCCUCUCGGGGGCCCAGGGCCCGGUGGAGCUGCCCCACCUGGCCGGGCCCGGGAGCCCAGAGGCUGAGGAGAGGGGCGGCCCCCGGGGACCCGCAGGAGGAAGACACGCCCCCCCGCGGCUGCCCACAGAGGGGCCUCGCCAGGGCCCCCCCGGCGUGGACGCCGUCGGCUUCCACGGCGCCAGAAAGCGGAGCCGGGAGCACUUCCGGAACAGGGGCUGCGGCUGCGAGGGCCCGGCGGCCGAGGGGUGAGCGGGCUCCGUGGGUGACAAUAAAGGUGUUGGGUCUCCUCGGGUCCUGUCUGUCAGCCUCGCUCCCCCUGGGCCCCCAGGCCCGCUCGGGACC
Molecule: messenger RNA, 1065 nt
Organism: Lepus europaeus (European hare)
Lineage: Eukaryota; Metazoa; Chordata; Mammalia; Lagomorpha; Leporidae
Gene: TSSC4
Product: tumor suppressing subtransferable candidate 4
Source: RefSeq, a predicted model, not a curated record